AACAGCCAAGAGGCUCAAACACCCACCAAUACCUUGCAGUCAGGAGCAGCAGAAGGGAAUGUGAGGGAGAGAGAAAAAAAAGUCAGAGAGAGAGAGAGAGAGUGUGUGUGUGUGUGUGAGUCAGAGCAAGCGACUUCACUUUAAGAGACUUAAGUACCCAACUACUCCAUGCAGUUCAGCACAAGAGCAGCAUCUACAGAGCCUGGUUUCAUGGGGACAUGGCAGAACUCCGAGACUAACCUGCUCUUCAGAAUGUCCCAACAGGCCAUUCGCUGCACACUGGUAAACUGUACGUGUGAAUGUUUCCAGCCAGGAAAGAUCAGCCUACGGACCUGUGACCAGUGUAAACAUGGCUGGGUGGCACAUGCAUUGGACAAGCUCAGCACCCAACACCUCUACCAUCCAACUCAGGUGGAGAUCGUCCAAUCCAAUGUGGUGUUUGACAUCAGCAGCCUGAUGUUGUACGGGACACAGGCGGUUCCUGUGCGCCUCAAAAUCCUUCUCGACCGCCUCUUUAGUGUGCUGAAACAGGAGGAGGUGCUUCAGAUCCUGCAUGGCCUGGGCUGGACUCUCCGAGACUAUGUCCGCGGAUACAUCCUUCAGGAUGCUGCAGGCAAGGUGCUGGACCGCUGGACUAUCAUGUCCCGGGAAGAGGAGAUCAUUACCCUCCAGCAGUUUCUGAGAUUCGGAGAAACCAAAUCCAUCGUGGAGCUGAUGGCCAUUCAAGAGAAAGAGGGGCAGGCCGUGGCUGUGCCAACUUCGAAAGCAGAUUCCGAUAUCAGGACUUUUAUAGAAAGCAACAAUCGGACUCGGAGCCCUAGCCUCCUGGCUCACCUAGAAAACAGCAACCCUUCCAGUAUCCACCACUUUGAAAACAUCCCCAACAGCCUGGCAUUCCUACUCCCAUUCCAAUACAUAAACCCCGUCUCUGCUCCUUUACUCGGCCUUCCCCCCAAUGGUGUCAUGCUUGAGCAGAGCCUGAGAUUGAGGGAACCCAACCUCCCCAUCCAGAACGAACGUGUGGAGAGCAGCGAGUCUGAAGUUUCUGUUUCACCUUUUCGAAACGACCAAGCAAGCAGCAGAAAUGCCCUCAGCAGCAUCAUCAACAUUGAGCCCAAAACCGAGCAGAACAGGUUGUCCCCGAUUCACACCCCUGCUGCUCCUGCGAAUGUCACGGUCAAGACUGACAGCUCUAAAAGUUCUCUUCUGAGUUCAAAAAUUCAGAGAAUGAAAAGAAUUGGACUGACCCCAAGAAAGGGCCGAGUGGUCUGCAAUGCCUGUGGUAAGACUUUUUAUGACAAAGGUACUCUCAAGAUCCACUACAAUGCUGUGCAUCUGAAGAUAAAGCACAGGUGCACAAUCGAAGGCUGCAAUAUGGUUUUCAGUUCCCUGAGGAGCCGCAAUCGUCACAGUGCCAACCCCAAUCCACGCCUGCAUAUGCCAAUGCUGAGGAACAACAGAGACAAAGACCUCAUCAGAGCCACAUCUGGAGCUGCCACUCCAGUCAUAUCUAGCAUCAAAUCAAGCUUAAGUCUAACACCUCCUGGGCGACCAUCCCUGGGCUUCAACUCCUCUUCCGUUGACCCAGUUCUUCAGAGCCCACUGGUAUUCCCUCCGCUAAAGACAGUGGAACCUGUGCCUCCAUUUUACAGGAACUUGCUGACACCUGGGGAAAUGGUGAGCCCUCCAACAUCACUCCCAACUAGUCCUAUAGUGCCCACACUUGAUCAGCCUUGUGUCGCUGAGCCACAUUCAUCCAUGGCUCAGGAACUGGCAGCUGACCUUGCCCCCAAGAAAAAAUCUCGCAAAUCAAGCAUGCCCGUUAAGAUUGAAAAGGAAGUGAUUGACACGGCUGAUGAGUUUGAUGAAGAUGACCAGGUCAAUGAAAAUCAUGUCAAUGAUGGCAUCCAUGAUGAGGAAAUGAAUAAUGUCAAUUGUCACAAAGAAAUGAGUCCCACCAUUCACAUGCAUAGUAGCAGGAAAGCAGAUGAGGAGAGAAGCCUUGGUGGGUUUGAAGAUAAGCAGAUGGAUAGCAUCACCUCUGAGGAGCAAGAGCAUGACCGAGACUUUGAGGAUGAAUCUGAAGGCUCUGAGUCUAAAAUGUGCGACAAUCCCGCAGAAAAUGAUGAGCAGGUACACCGGGAGGUUUUUGAGAAGGAGGAAAUGUCAAGCAACAAGCUUGAAGACAAAGACUCUGUUUCCCCUCAUCCACAGACCAUUAAAAUAAAGGAAGAGUUCACUGACCCAACCUAUGACAUGUUUUACAGUAUCAGCCCAUAUGGAUUGUACAAUGGUGGAGGAGGGAGCAUUGCUGCCCUUCAAGAAGGCUUCUCUCCUUCAAUGGGAUACAGCAGUCCCCAAAAAUACUCACCAGAGAGUGAACUCUGCUCCAGCCCUGACCCUAAGAUCUGUUACGUCUGCAAGAAGAGCUUUAAAAGUUCAUACAGCGUGAAGUUACACUACAAGAAUGUUCACCUGAAGGAGAUGCAUGUUUGCACAGUAGAAGGUUGCAAUGCAGCAUUCCCAUCUCGCAGGAGUAGAGACAGGCAUCUCAUACACAGAAUACCGCACAGACACAGUGCCAACAUAAACCUUCACCGUAAGCUUCUGACCAAAGAACUGGAUGAAAUGGGGUUGGAUCCAGCUCCACCACUCGCUAAGGACCUCCGUGAAGAAUUCUUGGCCAAGAUCUAUGGUGGACACCAUGGAAUUGGGCUGGACAUGAGGGACGAAGCCAGUUCACCGGCAGGGACAGAAGAUUCCCACACCAAUGGCUACACAAGGGUCACAGCAGAUGAUUACAUGGUGUUGGACCUCAGCACCACUUCUAGCGUCCAAUCCAGCAGCAGCGUUCAUUCAUCGCGGGAAUCAGAGGCAGAAAGCGAUGAGGGGAUCCUGCUGGAUGAGAUCGAUGGGGCCAGCGACAGUGGUGAAUCCAUUCACAGAGCAGAGGUCCAAUCCCAAGCUGCCGGUUCCAGUCAUGAAGUCCUAGAAGCCUCAGUACUGCAAGCGGCAUCAACUAGCAAUGGCGGAAUCAUGUGUAUUAUCUGCCACAAAAUGUACAGCAACAAGGGGACUCUGAGGGUUCACUACAAGACAGUCCACCUCCGUGAAAUGCACAAGUGCAAGGUUCCUGGUUGCAACAUGAUGUUUUCCUCUCUGCGGAGCCGGAAUCGACAUAGCCAGAACCCUAAUCUACACAAAAAUGUUCCCUUCACCUCCAUAGAUUAAUGCAAGCCUCACUCCAGGCGGCCCUGAUCUGUGGAAACUGCCAAGCCUUUUUGACAUCAGGUACUUAAUCUGCAGUUUUACCCUCUAACCUGGGGUUUGGACAUAAGGAGCAAUUGUUUCAGCUCAGUAGAUUGAAACCCCAGUUCUUAUUGAAAUGCUCAUGCUUAAUUCAUCUCCAAAGAGACAAUUGAACUAACUGUGACUGUUGCCUGCAAAAUAAAAGUACCUUCUCGUUGUCAUUGUGUACUUAACUACUUGUCAGCUUUUGAAAGAAACUUUGAUUGAGCAUGGCGGCUUAUUUUGUAAAUACUGUGCCCUUAAAAGGCCAAUGAUGUAAAUCUAUUAUACUGUCA
Messenger RNA from Carcharodon carcharias (great white shark), 3584 nucleotides. It is a transcript of the gene bnc2, whose product is annotated as basonuclin 2. Gene Ontology annotation, cellular component: nucleus. The record is from RefSeq and is a predicted model, not a curated record. Gene Ontology annotation, biological process: regulation of DNA-templated transcription. The coding region runs from base 169 to 3231 and encodes 1020 amino acids. NCBI's taxonomy places the organism in Eukaryota, Metazoa, Chordata, Chondrichthyes, Lamniformes, Lamnidae. The transcript has 6 exons.